Molecule: messenger RNA, 2676 nt
Organism: Trypanosoma cruzi
Lineage: Eukaryota; Euglenozoa; Kinetoplastea; Trypanosomatida; Trypanosomatidae
Product: ATP-dependent zinc metallopeptidase, putative
Exons: 1
Coding region: 1-2676 (891 amino acids)
Biological process (GO): mitochondrial protein processing; protein-containing complex assembly
Cellular component (GO): m-AAA complex
Molecular function (GO): ATP-dependent peptidase activity; ATP hydrolysis activity; ATP binding
Source: RefSeq, a predicted model, not a curated record
AUGUUUUACAGGCGACUUGGCAUGCGUCUGUUUCCGCGCGGAUGCCAGCAGGAGUCUUGGCGUCUUUUUCCUGCACUGCCACCGGGCACAGCGGUAUCACAGCGAGGCUUUGGGGGCCCGGAGAUGAUACCGCAGACCAAUAGGAGGGAGAGGAGACGCAUCGACCGCCUUCUCUUUUCCCAACAGGGCGUGCGGAAGAUGCUGGCACUUUUUCCGUCAUUGAGGAAUAUGGCGGGGUGCUGGAGGAAUUUACGCUUGACACGUGAUGGGGGCGCAGCUACCGUUCCCCACGUUCUCCGCUCUGCACAGCCGGGUGGCAAAGGGCCUACGGCCGGGGACGGCAAAAAUGAUUCCGAAGGAGAGUCCGAUGACUUCGCCGCCACAGCAGAGGAUAAUGGCAACGAAGAUUCAUUAGUGGAACGCUCCGUUCUGUUUGUGCUUUUUAUGUUCCUGCUUUCGUAUGUGCUCUACCGACUUGCACAGCCGUCAGGGAAGCCUACAGGAUGGGCCUCACUUAUGAAGCACGCGGACAUUAUUGAGAGCAUUCAUCUCUACCAAAACUAUGCGCAGGUUUAUAUGGAAGAGGCGAAAGUUUACCUGGGCCUGGUGGAUGACCAGCACACGCAGGAGAAGCUUGAGAUGCUGCGUGCGGCAUGUAUCACCGCCAAGGUGAAUAAGCAGCAGUCGAAGAAGGAGCCGAAUGAUGGCACGAACUCUGCCGGGUUUGAUGUUGUUAUGAAGGGAACGCCACUAGCGGAGCACGUUCUUGUGGGAUUGGGCGUCUUUGCGUGGGUGAUUCCGUUUGUAUUUUUUCCCGUUUUUGUCAUGAUUCUUUCCAACUCGAUUGGAAAGUCGCUUGCGGCCACCGUGGAUGCAGGAAAGAAGUCACAGAAAGUGAAGGACAUGGUGUUUCGUGUGGAGCGUACAUCCAACACACGGUUUCACGACAUUGCGGGAAUGAAGGAGCCAAAGAAAGAGAUUACUGAGGUGGUUGAUUUUCUGCGGCAGCCUGAGCGCUACACGGCGCUGGGCGCGAAGAUACCGACAGGUGCUCUCCUGCUUGGCCCGCCAGGCACGGGAAAAACCCUCUUGGCCAAGGCGGUGGCAGGGGAGAGCGGGGUGGGUUUUAUCCCUGUCUGUGGCUCGGAUUUUGUCGAGCUUUAUGUUGGCAUGGGCGCGCUGCGUGUGCGGCAGCUCUUUGAGACGGCGAAGAAACAGCGCUGUAUUGUUUACAUUGACGAGAUUGACGCCAUCGGCCUCAAACGAAGUGGGGCGGGUCACGGCGAGAAGCAGGAGCAGGAGCACACACUGAAUGAGCUCCUUACCCAACUGGACGGCUUCAGUUCGGGAAAACGAGGUGAUUUAAUGAUUCUCGCUUCCAGUAAUGUGGCGCAAGAGAUGCUGGAUCCUGCACUGAUCCGUCCUGGCAGGUUUGAUCGCAUUAUUUAUGUCGACAUGCCUGUCAUCUCGGAGAGGAUUGAUAUUUUCAAGGUGCACCUUAGCGCUCUGCGGCUCUUGAAGGAGACGGGUGAUCCCGCGGGGACUGAAGCGAUGGAUUCAUCGGCUGACGCCGCCACGACGACAGCUGGCCGAGAGGACAGCGCUGAACAUCCUGCAACGCAAGUGAAGGGAUGCACCGCAAUCGACGACACGGCUGUGGGUGCGGGGGACGAUCCCAACGCAUCCACGACAGUAAAGGACUCUUCCAGCAGCACGGCCUCUUCGUCGACAUCGACAGCGACUGCGGCUGCAACUCCAAAUGUUAAAGAAUCGGCGCUCACCAUCAGUCAGCUGCAGCAGGAGCUGGACGAGGAGAGGCAAAGUCUAAAGGAAGAAGAGGGCCUUUCGGGUCAUGCCUCGUUUGACUUCCGUUCCCUCUUGGCAAAGAAGAGCGAGAGGGAACGCGCGCUCAUUAGCACCUAUGCGGAACGUUUGAGUAGUCUCUGUCCCGGCUUUGUUGGCGCCGACAUCGCCAACGUAUGCAACGAGGGGGCGAUUCUUGCUGCUCGCGAGGCGUGCGAGUUUGUUGACAUCUCUCAUCUUGAGCGUUCCAUUGAUCGUGUGCUCGCCGGCAUUGAGCACCGCAGCCGCGUGCUGACACCAUUCGAGCGGGAGGUCGUCGCCCACCACGAGGCGGGGCAUGCAGUGGCGGGAUGGUUCCUCAACCGAGCAGAACCGCUCAUGAAGGUUUCUAUAGUUCCACGCGGCGGCUCCGCCCUCGGCUAUGCGCAGUACCUGCCGAACGAAAAUCGCAUGCGCACGGCGACGGAGGUUCGCGACUCCAUCAGCGUGACGCUUGGCGGUCGUGUGGCGGAGAAGAUAUUUUUUAACCAUUUGUCAACAGGUGCCUCCGACGAUCUGCGAAAAGUGACGCACAUGGCGUAUCAAUACGUGAGCUCCUUUGCGCAGCGGCCGGUGUAUCCUGCGCCCGGCACACACGGCACACGUUUUGUGAAGCCGUUUGGCCCAAAGGUCUCAAAUGAGUUGGACGUGGAGGCCAAGAAGCUUGUGGAUGAGGUCUACGAGUCCACGUACAAGCUUUUGCUCUCCAAGAAGACAGAGAUGGAGACGCUUGCCAGACAUCUGCUGCGGAAGGAGGUGCUCACGUACGAUGACGUUGUGGGCUACUUUGGUGUGCGGAGCUCCAGACUUUCGGACCGAAAGAAGAAUUCGUAG